CCCGCAAGCGCCGCCAUGCUCCGCUCUGCCCUCCUCCUCGUCGCCGCCGCUGCAGCCUCAGCCUUCGCUCCUUCCUCUGUCCCUGCCAGAGGACUGCAGUUGAAGUCUUCCUCCUUCUGCCCGGCCGCCCCCAUGCAGGCUGCCCGCCCAGCGAACAAGGCUGCUCUCCGCAUGGGCCUUGAGGACAUCACUGACACUAGCAGCCUUGGUACCUUGAAAUGGUUUGGAUUUUUCGGAGCUUCCUUUGUCCCCUCCUUCUUCCUUGCCGGAUACUUCCUCGGAGGAAUCUACCCUGGAAUGAUCGCUGACCCCAACACCCCCGAGCCCAGCUGGUGGCCAACUGCCAUGCAGUACUCCCACGGAGUGAACAAGGGAACUCUCGCUACCAACGUCGCUAAGGUUCAGGCCAAGGAGGCUGAGCUCAAGGCCGCUAAGGAGAAGGCUGCUGCUGCCAAGAAGGCAGCCAAGGCUGCGGCUAAGGCUGCCAAGGAGGCUGCCAAGGCCCAGUAAAUUAUUCGAUUCUAGAUUUAGUUGAGGAUACAGGGCGAUGAAUAAAGAUCAGUGAUGUAUCAACG
Guillardia theta CCMP2712 is the source of this 575-nucleotide messenger RNA. RefSeq lists its product as hypothetical. The transcript has 4 exons. The coding region runs from base 16 to 510 and encodes 164 amino acids. Lineage: Eukaryota; Cryptophyceae; Pyrenomonadales; Geminigeraceae. The record is from RefSeq and is a predicted model, not a curated record.